This is a messenger RNA of Chara braunii, 1301 nucleotides long. The record is from the annotation of a GenBank genome assembly. NCBI's taxonomy places the organism in Eukaryota, Viridiplantae, Streptophyta, Charophyceae, Charales, Characeae.
CUGAUCCCCGCGUGCACAGUUCUGUCCUCACUCUGUUCGUUCUCCCGCUUGCUGUCCAUGUCUCUCCCUCUUUCUGUCUUUCGUCACCGCCCUCGUCGUCCUCUUGCCUGUCCGCUUUUUGUUCUGGUGAUGCUUUUUGCGGCUUGCAUUGGGCAGGGGGCCAAGGGCACGCGACCGGACAAUAUCUGCUCGGGUGAUAUUCUCCCCAGUAUCGUUCGAGAGGGCGAAGGCGAUGUCUCUGGCGUUGUCACGCCCAAGGAAUUGGGCUGUAAGGUGCUAAACCGACUGCUGCAACCCGAUGAGUCGCCUAUCGCUGCAGACAGAAGAGUAAUGUGGCACCAGCCUGUGAAGCCCUUUCUUCCCAGCAUCAACACGUCCUGUUACUCAGCGCUUCGCGACGUAGUGUUUGCGUCCAACUCCACCAAGUCUUACUUCGUUCUCGAUGACUACUGUGUUCUUGGCGAGCAGCCUCGGGCUAUCGAUAUCAGACGCCUGUCGAUCAGGAAAGCGGAUCUACUAGAGCAGGCCAACCAGGGACCGAAAUCCCUCGCCGAGAACGAAGUGAAUCAAGUGAUUACCUAUUGGUGGCCAUCUGCCGAAUCCGCAGGUGGGGCAGCAGCCUCCCCCUUUGUUCUUCACGUCAGCACGGACCCAACCAUCUCGAUGGCAAUCUCCUGGGGCAUGGACUUGACGGCAAGUGGGGCACAUCUCAUCGUCGGGACGAGUCCCACAGGGACAGCAGGAGAUAAGCCGACGAUCACUGCUAUUUCCACGACCAACGGCAGCCACGUGUCCGUCACUGCCCCAGCUGAUGUCUAUUCGGGUGUCAGUUUCAAUCCAAAUAGAACGCACCUGUUCGUUGCAGAUAUCGUUCAUCCCAUUAAGAUCCUUUCCACGGCCGUAGGAGAGUCCGGGCUGCCCAUCAAUUCGUCGAAAGAAUGGCGAACUAUCAAUGAACUUUCUAGCAGAGGGGAUCUUAACGUAUCCGACGUGUCCUUUCGCAGACAGACGUUCGUUGCAGACGGGAGGUGUGAUGUGGUGGCGACUGCAGACGGAUGCAAUAUCUUUGCCACGGAUGGCAAGCUAGGUCUUCUACGUUGGCUGAAGCUGGACUCUCCAUGUAGCACGGCGCACAGUGUAGUGACUGUGGCAGCAAUCCCUGACGACCGCUUCCACGGGCUGGCGCUUCAUGAAUACGGAGGCGAGCUGUUCUUGUUCGUCGGAGGCAACCUGUUCAAGUUCAAAUAGACAGCUCCAAACUGCAUGCCUGUGCGGCCAGCACGCCAUUGCCACCCAGCGUU